UGCGAUCUUAUUCUGAUGGCCCACAGAUUGAGAUCAACAUCCCGGUAACAAAAAAGCUGACUUUACUGAUUGAGAUGUGUUCGUCUUCAGUGCCGUCUGGGAAUGUAAAACAGGCGCAGAGUCAAGAUCUGAGUUCUGCUAGCGUGGUUAUGUCACGACUUGCCGGCCACCGGAAAUUUACCGUGAUAUUGCGACCAUACGAAGCGGAGCAAUUUAUAUCUUUAGCAGUGACUAUGAUGUGGAUAUUUUUCGAGGGUGGGUAUCCACAUAAAUCUGUGUAA
This is a messenger RNA of Ambispora gerdemannii, 281 nucleotides long. Lineage: Eukaryota; Fungi; Glomeromycota; Glomeromycetes; Archaeosporales; Ambisporaceae. The record is from the annotation of a GenBank genome assembly.